Striga asiatica is the source of this 303-nucleotide messenger RNA. Lineage: Eukaryota; Viridiplantae; Streptophyta; Magnoliopsida; Lamiales; Orobanchaceae. The record is from the annotation of a GenBank genome assembly.
AUGCAAAAAGCUGAGUCACCAGCACACAAAAAAUAUAAACUGAACCGGUACCUCGAAGACAUCGUCCCAAACGGCAACCGGAGCAGUCAGGAUAUUCGAUUGAACGCAGUGACGCAAAUCGGGCUUUCCGAGCAUCCAGCUAAAAACUUGGUACCGCUUUUGAAGAAAGUCGAAUCUCUCAUCAAAUUCAUCGUGACUAUAAAGAAGCUCGAGCUCACCAAUGAAAAUAGAGCAGCAAUAAUCGAAGACUGCACGCCAGGGACGACAAUUAUUCCACUUCCCAAGAAUAUGCGACUUUAUUAG